CGUAAUCGCAUUUUAAUUGAAAGUCUCUUCAUAACCCAAACGAUUAAGUCAUUAAAUCAUAUUCAAUUUGUUUUUUGCUACACACCCCCAAUAUUAGAAAGCUUCCGGAAUACUUAAACGCGCCUAUAAAAUGCCUCAAUUCUGUUCAAUUAAGUGCAGUUACUGAAAGAGACACCAGGACUUAUUAGACACUCAAGAAUGGCUAUCGAUACUAUGGUGAAUUUUCGCACUAUAGUUCGCAUACUCACACUUUCGGGUUUGUGGCGAGGCAUGAAAGGUUCACGGUUUGAGCGAUAUUCUCGAUAUUAUCAACUGUUCAUGCAUUUUAUAGUUACUUUCGGUUUUAUAUUGCUCUUGAGCUUAGAGAUCAUCUACAGUGACGGUUUGGAUCACGCCAUCGAUGUGCUAAAAUACUUGCUCGUUGUAAUGGCGCUUGGCAUCAAAGUGCUCAAUGCCUGGUACUACACACGACAAAUAACGGAAGUGAUGUAUGAAUGGGAGAACAGUGAAUUAUUUGUAUUACGUAACGACGACGAAAAGCAGAUGUGGGCAAAAACACAAAAAACUUUCCGCAAAUUGGGAAUGACCUCUUUCGGUUUAGGAUUCAAUUCCGCAAUGUGUGCUUUGCUUGGGGUUCUAUUAAUGGGGGCCACUGAACAGCCAUAUGCACUAUGGAUGCCCACAAAUUGGCGUGAUAAAUAUUAUUGGCAAAUGUACAUCUAUCAGUGUCUCUCGAUGCCAUUCAUUUGUUUCAGCAACGUUACGAAUGACGUGUUCCAAGCUUAUUUACUACUGCAUUUAACACUUUGUUUCCGGGUAAUCAGCAUGCGCUUGGAGCGCUUGGCGAACGCCGGAGCGGAUGGCGCUAUAACCGCAGAACUCAUGAACGACAUUAAAAUGCAUCAGCGUGUGAAAGAAAUGGCUAUAAGCUGUGAGCACAUCAUAUCGCUGAGUAUGUUAACACAGAUAACGCUCACUUUUCUGAUCAUUUGUUUCAUCAUCUAUAAUCUGGCAAAUGCCAACUUCAGGGAGGAUCCGGUUCAUUGCUUAGCCAUGCUCCAAUAUGCACUGAUUGUAUCCUUGCAAAUGUUUCUACCAUGUUACUAUGGUAAUGAACUAACUUUGGAAUCCGAGAAAUUGAGUAUUAAUCUCUACAGCUCUGAUUGGACUGGUAUGUCUGCGUACAAUCGACGUUUUAUUUUCCACUAUAUGGAGUCUUUGAAGAAACCGUUGGUGUUACAUGCUGGGAGCUUUUUCGAAAUAGGCAUACCAAUCUUUGCAAAGGCCAUGAAUAACGCCUACAGUUUAUUGGCCCUUUUGCUAAAUGUCAACGAUGAUGAACAGUGAAUUAAACAUUAUGUGUACUAUUAAGUACCAUAUAUGUAUGUAUGGUACAAAACAUAGUGCUUAGAAGAAGUGCUGGGGUGAAAAGUCUAGUUUAUCGCAUUAUGUCUCAAAGCACAUUUUUUAAAUCGCACGAUAUUCAAUUUAUUUUUAGAACUUAGAAACUAUUUGUUAAAAGUAAUUUUCAUUUAUAAAAUAGCUGAAUUAACACUGUAUUUUGAUAAAAUAUGGUUUACAUUGAAAAUUUUGGCCCUCAAGUUGAAGCUUAUAAAAUAUUCCUUCAAACAUAUUUGAAUUUCGGAUUUCCUUCCCUUUGUAUUGUUUAAAAUAUUUAUUAGAUAUUCAACAUCAACAAC
This is a messenger RNA of Zeugodacus cucurbitae (melon fly), 1700 nucleotides long. Its product is annotated as odorant receptor 94a-like. The coding region runs from base 199 to 1347 and encodes 382 amino acids. NCBI's taxonomy places the organism in Eukaryota, Metazoa, Arthropoda, Insecta, Diptera, Tephritidae. Gene Ontology annotation, biological process: detection of chemical stimulus involved in sensory perception of smell; sensory perception of smell. Gene Ontology annotation, cellular component: plasma membrane. Gene Ontology annotation, molecular function: odorant binding; olfactory receptor activity. The record is from RefSeq and is a predicted model, not a curated record. The transcript is spliced from 4 exons.